This is a messenger RNA of Hyaloscypha bicolor E, 1353 nucleotides long. Its product is annotated as caib/baif family protein-like protein. Bases 1 to 1353 code for a protein of 450 amino acids. The transcript is spliced from 5 exons. Lineage: Eukaryota; Fungi; Ascomycota; Leotiomycetes; Helotiales; Hyaloscyphaceae. Gene Ontology annotation, molecular function: catalytic activity. The record is from RefSeq and is a predicted model, not a curated record.
AUGGCACCAUCAAUAUUUCCUCGCUCACUCCUCCGAGCUUCACGAGCAGUUUCACAUCCCAAUGGCAUGCGCUCGGCGAUCUACAGCGUCCGGCGCAGAGGAUUUGCCGAGGUCGCCGCGGACGAUAUGACGCUCCCUCUGAAGGGCUACAAAGUGCUGGAUAUGACGAGGGUUCUUGCCGGCCCGUACUGCACGCAAAUCCUCGGCGAUCUGGGCGCAGAAGUAAUAAAGAUCGAGCAUCCCACUCGAGGCGACGAUACAAGGGCAUGGGGCCCACCAUACGCCAAAUAUCUCCCCGAUUCAGGCAAAGAAGGAGCAGGAGAGAGCGCGUAUUUCUUCGCCGUAAACCGCAACAAAAAGUCCCUGGGGCUCUCCUUCCAACACGCCGCCGGCGUCGAAAUCUUACACAAGCUCGCCGCCGAAGCUGAUAUAUUAGUCGAAAACUACCUCCCGGGCACGCUCCAAAAAUACAACCUCGAUUAUGCCACCAUCUCCUCAAUAAACCCCCGCCUGAUCUACGCAUCCAUAACCGGGUACGGACAGACAGGGCCCUACUCCAAUCGAGCAGGCUACGACGUAAUGGUCGAAGCCGAGAUGGGGCUGAUGCACAUAACCGGUUCUCGGGACGGACCACCUGUGAAAGUCGGCGUCGCAGUGACCGACCUGACAACGGGGUUGUACACGAGUAACAGUAUCAUGGCCGCGAUAAUUGCGCGGGGUAAGAGUGGGAGGGGCCAGCAUAUCGAUGUUGCGCUGAGCGACUGCCAGGUUGCGACGCUGGCGAAUCUGGCGAGCAGUUGCUUGGUUAGUGGGGAGAAGGAUCAGGGGCGAUGGGGGACUGCUCAUCCAUCGAUUGUCCCAUACAGAGCUUAUAAGACCCAGGAUGGCGAUAUCCUCUUCGGGGGCGGCAACGACCGUCUCUUCGGAAUCAUCUGCGACCGUCUCGGUUAUCCCGAAUGGAAGACCUCCCCCAAGUUUGCCAUCAACACUUCCCGCGUGGCGAACCGCGUGGAACUUGACGAUUUAAUCGAAGCCAUAACCCAGACCAAAACCACCUCAGAAUGGCUGGACGUCUUCGAAGGCUCAGGGCUGCCAUAUUCAGCAGUGAACGAUAUUCAAGGAACGCUGAACCAUGAACAUGUGUUAGCAAGAGACAUGGUGAAAGAGAUGGAGCAUGAGUGGUGCGGGCCGAUCAAGAUGGUUAAUACGCCUGUGAAGUACAGCGAGAGUAAACCGAGUAUUCGGAGCGUGCCGCCGAUGUUGGGACAGCACACUGAUGAGAUUUUGCGGGAUGUUUUGCGACUGAGUGGGAGUGAGAUAAAGAAGCUCAAAGCUGAGGGAGCUGUACGAUAG